This is a messenger RNA of Sinocyclocheilus grahami, 1327 nucleotides long. Its product is annotated as transmembrane protein 198-B-like. NCBI's taxonomy places the organism in Eukaryota, Metazoa, Chordata, Actinopteri, Cypriniformes, Cyprinidae. The record is from RefSeq and is a predicted model, not a curated record. Gene Ontology annotation, cellular component: cytoplasmic vesicle; plasma membrane. The transcript is spliced from 4 exons. The coding region runs from base 117 to 1262 and encodes 381 amino acids. Gene Ontology annotation, biological process: positive regulation of canonical Wnt signaling pathway.
UAAAUUGUUGUGGAUGGGAACCUUCUCUGCACCCUCUACCUUCCACAUGACCCCACUCUCCCUGUUUCAUCGGCUCCCGUGAAGAUACGUAACACUCUCUAAUACUCACUGACAGCAUGGCGUCCACUGCCCAGAUUCUGGCCUUUAAGCUCUCCCCACCCUCUCAGGAUGGGAGUCCAGAGCGUCUGUUCAGCUGUGAUGAGGACAUUGAACGGCGCUAUGAGGUGGUCCCGUCUGUCGUCUGCUCCAUGUGUUGCCUGUUUGGCAUCAUCUACUGCUUCUUCGGGUACCGCUGCUUCAAGGCUGUAAUGUUUCUCACGGGUCUGAUGUUCGGUUCCAUCAUCAUCUUCAUGCUCUGCUAUAAGGAGAGGGUCAUGGAUACUCAGCUCAGUGUGGAGGCCAGUGUGGGCAUAGGCCUGGGCAUUGGCACGUUGUGUGGUUUGGUCACUAUGCUGGUCCGCAGCGUGGGGCUUUUCAUGGUUGGACUUCUCCUGGGUUUACUGGUGGCCCUGGCAUCUCUGGUGGUUCUGGAGGAGUUUUAUCACCCGAGGACAGUGUGGCUUCCCCUGGGUGUGCUGCUGGGCUCGGGAAUGCUGUUUGCUGUGCUCACGUUGCAGUGGCAGCGCUGUUUCACCACCCUGUCCACCGCCGUCUUCGGAUCAGCUGUGGUGACUGUGACUGUGGAUUAUUUUGUCGAGCUCUUUGCUUUAACGCGGUAUAUCUAUGAGAGGGUGAAGGUGGAUCCGCCUCGCACAGUGUGUUGGUUCACAUGGGUGGUCAUGGGUGUUUGGCCCGUGCUGGCGCUGCUGGGUGUUCUUAUUCAGUGGAAGGUCACGGCUGAAGGAUAUUCACACACAGAAGUCUUCAUCAGUCACCAGCAGAGACGAGUGCAGUUAAUGCGAAUUCGUCAAAAGGAAGAAAGAAGGGAAUGCCAAAAGAAAAAGAAGAAAAAGCCACAGAAACAGUCGCCGCAGCAACAGAAGUACCACCACCCCCUUCAGACCAACCCUCAUCCCCCAAACCCUCCUCCCAAACUCCAGCCUCCGGAGCCCACCCACUGCCGGAAACCCAACACCAUUCGCCGCUUCGAUGGAGAUGUACUUUCUCCAAGUUACAUCCAGAACUUCCGUGACAGACGUACGGACAGGAGGGGCUACUCUCAUGACAGGUUGAUUGGCGGCUCACAUGUUGUAGAUUUGGACUAUGACUACGGCUCCCAAGUGCCCCUAACAGCCCAUACAGGCCCCGCAGUGAGAGGUUGACCCUGUACCUUUUAAUGAACAGGAAUUGCACUGCACAAACCAUUCCGAGAACCGAAAACUUUGUG